Molecule: messenger RNA, 741 nt
Organism: Solanum lycopersicum (tomato)
Lineage: Eukaryota; Viridiplantae; Streptophyta; Magnoliopsida; Solanales; Solanaceae
Source: RefSeq, a predicted model, not a curated record
AAUUUACAUAAAAUUUAACCCGUUUGAGAAAUAUUAACCCGAAUUCAAUUUUUCAAUAUGCAAAUUACAGUGUUUCAGUAACAAGGGGUUUUGAGGUACUCAUCAAUGGAGAAGAGAAAAUUUGUAGUGAAGGAACUUCUCAAGGACAAGAAACUCUGGUUCGCUUCAUUCCUCAUUGUCUGGGCUGCUGCUCUCCAGGGUCACAUGAUGUGGUUGCAGAGGCAAGAUUCUUUCAAGGACAAGUUUGGGAACCUAAAAAAUGAAGGCAUAGAUCAACAGGAGCUGGCAGAUAAUCAAUGAACCCGGUAACUACUUUAGUACUAGAAAAACAGUCGAGAGCAAUACUGGAAACGGCACCACAAAGAGAAGGUUCAGUUGCUUACUGCUCACAGAUGAUAGAUCCUCCACUUUUUGGAUCCUGAACUCUCAUUAGUUACUUCAAUGUACGUUUUAUCAGACUCUCAAUCCUCAGGUCACUUGUUUAUGAACUCACGUUUGGUUCGUCUUAUGAUGACAAUUACGUCUUCUAAGAUGCUAUGAGGUAGUCUACUUUUGAUAUGUAAAUGAAGGACUAGAAGUUCUGCUAAACCAACAUUUGAUAUUGUUAUCUUAUGUUUUGGUUUAUUUAGAGAAAGAAGGGGGAUUCUUCUUUGCAUUAGGUGAUUUACUUUGUAAUAACUAAGUUCACCCUUUGACAAAAUUGAAAGCAUUGUUAUUUAAUGAUAUGUUCAUUCUCAAUAA